AUGCCCGGCAAACCUUGGGACGGGGAAGGAGACGCCGCCAAAGUCUGGAAGGGCCUCGCCGAGAUCUUUGCCAAGUUGGAGAAGCACCCGUUUGCCAAAGCGGGGUCUCUGAGCGUCGAGUCUGCUGGUGACACCCCGUUUGUUUCUUCUGUAGCCAGCGACAGGUUCGUCUGUUUACACCCUUGCGGACCAUGUGAAACGUCGGAGGCGUACUACACGGCCUGGGCAGAGCAAUACCUGGCACUGAUUGCAGAUGGCCAGCUCUAUCCCCAGUUCUCCGUCGAAGCUUAUUUGGUGUAUCGCUUUCUCCGAGACAAUGCGGCUCAAUUAGCCGACGGUGAGAACCGAUUCUUUUUGAAGCACGUGGACGACAAGGGAGAUCAUUUGAUGGUGGAUGAAGACCUCAACAUUACCGGAACAAUCGACUGGCAGAUGGCGCGUACUGUUCCCCGACGCGAGGCAUUCGCGCUUUCCCUUGUAUCAGCCGACAUGCGAGCACUCUGUGAUGGUGAGGUUUCUCUCAGUACCAGCGAUCUCGCGUUGAGAAACGCCGUGUACGAGACGAGCGAGGGCAUGGCGCAUCAGAUGGGAGAUGAGAAGGUGAGACGAUUCUUCUGGGGCUUGAGACUGGAGACGCAAUGGGUAUAUGCGUUGCCACUGGCAAAUGCCUUGCUUCAGAUGUUUGGCAUAGAGCAAGGUUGGGAUGAAUGGAAGGAGGUGGCAAUAAAACAGUAUGGCGACGAUGAACGCCUGGAGGCUCUUGUGAGAACGAGCUCGGGCGUGUCUCAAUCUGAUAGAUAG
Verticillium nonalfalfae is the source of this 801-nucleotide messenger RNA. RefSeq lists its product as uncharacterized. The transcript has a single exon. NCBI's taxonomy places the organism in Eukaryota, Fungi, Ascomycota, Sordariomycetes, Glomerellales, Plectosphaerellaceae. The record is from RefSeq and is a predicted model, not a curated record. The coding region runs from base 1 to 801 and encodes 266 amino acids.